AGCUCAUCAGCGCUCGCGUUCAGUCGGGUCUGCUGAUUGCUGCUACCGGCCCGUCGACUCUCAUCUCCUGCGACCCACUCUGGAAAAAUGGGCCUUUGUUGAUUUUUUACCCCGGACACCAACCACACAAACGGCUCCUAACCAUCUUAUUUUGGAUGCCAAAGAUUGAAGUUCACAUCGCUUCUUUAACGACGAAAAAACUUCGCCCUGACGGCGAGGAGCAGCCUGGGCCCUUGUCGCAUAUGAAACCUGAUUUACGGCCCGGACCCAAAUCUUCCAGAAGUGUCGUCCUCUCCCUCCACCCGGUUGAUUGGAUGAGUACCGAACAGUGAGCCGACACAGAGCCAGACAGGGCAGCCAACAGGGGAGCCAGGCUAGCCAUCAUGGCCGAUGUGGACCCAGACACCUUGCUGGAAUGGCUACAGAUGGGUCAGGGCGAUGAGCGCGACAUGCAGCUCAUCGCCCUGGAGCAGCUGUGCAUGUUGCUGCUCAUGUCUGACAACGUGGACCGCUGCUUUGAGACGUGUCCCCCUCGGACAUUCCUCCCAGCACUCUGUAAGAUCUUCCUGGAUGAGAGCGCUCCAGAUAAUGUGCUGGAGGUAACGGCUCGAGCAAUCACAUACUACCUGGAUGUGUCGGCUGAGUGUACCCGAAGGAUUGUGGGGGUGGACGGGGCCAUCAAGGCGCUGUGCAACCGUUUGGUGGUGGUGGAGCUAAACAACAGGACCAGCAGAGACCUGGCUGAGCAGUGUGUGAAGGUGCUGGAGCUGAUCUGUACCAGAGAGUCUGGUGCGGUCUUUGAGGCUGGAGGUCUGAACUGUGUGUUGAGUUUCAUUAGAGAUAGCGGCCACCUGGUCCACAAAGACACACUACACUCUGCCAUGGCCGUCGUCUCUCGCCUCUGCAGCAAGAUGGAGCCUCAAGACUCGUCUCUGGAGACCUGCGUUGAGUCUUUGUCCAGUCUUCUCAAACAUGAAGACCACCAGGUGUCAGACGGGGCUUUGCGCUGCUUCGCCUCUUUGGCUGAUCGCUUCACACGCCGAGGGGUAGACCCCGCCCCUUUAGCUAAACAUGGCCUGACAGAGGAGCUGUUGUCCCGCAUGGCGGCCGCUGGUGGCACAGUAUCGGGUUCUACCUCCUCUUGUAAGCCGGGUCGACCUUCCACCGGAGCCACCCCCUCUGCUGCGGACUCCAAACUGAGCAACCAGGUGUCGACCAUAGUCAGCCUGCUGUCCACUCUGUGCCGAGGGUCACCGCUGGUCACACAUGACUUGCUGCGUUCGGCUCUGCCCGACUCAAUGGAGUCUGCACUGGGGGGAGAUGAGCGCUGCGUGCUCGACACCAUGCGGCUGGUGGAUCUCCUGCUGGUGCUCCUGUUCGAGGGUCGGAAGGCGUUGCCAAAGUCCACAGCGGGGUCGGCGGGUCGAAUCCCCGGCCUGCGACGUCUGGACAGCUCAGGAGAGAGGUCACACCGACAGCUGAUCGACUGUAUCCGCAGCAAGGACACCGAUGCUCUGAUCGACGCCAUCGAUACUGGAGCUUUUGAGGUGAACUUCAUGGAUGAUGUUGGACAAACGCUGCUCAACUGGGCUUCAGCUUUUGGCACACAGGAGAUGGUGGAGUUUCUAUGUGAGCGGGGUGCUGAUGUCAACAGAGGUCAGAGGUCGUCCUCGCUACACUACGCUGCCUGUUUUGGACGUCCACAGGUAGCCAAGACCCUGCUGCGGCACGGAGCUAACCCGGACCUGAGAGACGAGGACGGAAAGACACCUCUGGACAAAGCCAGGGAGAGAGGACACAGUGAAGUUGUGGCUAUACUGCAGUCACCAGGAGACUGGAUGUGUCCAGUGAACAAGAGCGAUGACAAGAGAAAGAAAGACGCCAGCAAGGAGGAGGAGGAGGGCAGCGAGCCUAAAGGAGACCCAGAAAUGGCUCCUUUAUACUUGAAGAGACUUCUCCCUGUUUUUGCACAAACUUUCCAGCAUACGAUGCUGCCUUCUAUUAGGAAAGCCAGCCUGGCUCUGAUCAGAAAGAUGGUUCACUACAGCAGUGAAGUUCUGCUGAGGGAGGUGUGUGACAGCGAGACGGGACAUAACCUGCCCACGGUCCUGGUAGAGAUCACCGCCACUGUCCUUGACCAAGAGGAUGAUGACGACGGCCACCUCCUGGCUCUGCAGAUCAUCAGGGAUCUUGUAGAUAAAGGUGGAGAUGUUUUCCUCGACCAGCUGGCUCGACUGGGUGUCAUCAACAAGGUGUCAACUCUGGCUGGACCGGUGUCUGACGACGAGAACGAGGACGAGGCAAAACCUGACAAGGAGGACGACGUGCAGGAGGACGCUAAGGAAGUCCAUCAGGGUAAGCCGUACCACUGGAAGGACUGGUCCAUCAUCAGAGGCAGGGACUGUCUCUACAUCUGGUCAGACGCGGCAGCUCUCGAGCUCUCCAACGGCUCCAACGGAUGGUUCAGGUUCAUCCUCGACGGGAAGUUGGCCACCAUGUACUCCAGCGGGAGCCCGGAGGGCGGUUCGGACAGCUCAGAGUCUCGCAGCGAGUUCUUGGAGAAGCUGCAGCGGGCGAGAAGCCAGGUGAAACCAGUAACAACCAGUCAGCCCAUCCUCUCCAUCGUCAGUCCCACAAAGCUGACAGUCGGCAACUGGUCUCUAACGUGUCUAAAAGAGGGAGAGAUCGCCAUCCACAACUCCGACGGGCAGCAGGCCACCAUCCUGAAGGAGGACCUGCCCGGCUUUGUGUUCGAGUCGAACAGAGGAACCAAACACUCGUUCACCGCAGAGACCUCACUGGGCUCUGAGUUCGUGACGGGCUGGACCGGGAAGCGAGGCAGGAAGCUGAAGUCAAAGCUAGAGAAGACGAAGCAGAAGGUGAAGAGCAUGGCGAGGGAACUGUACGACGACCACUUCAAAGCUGUGGAGAGCAUGCCCAGAGGUGUGGUGGUCACCCUGAGAAACAUCUCCACGCAGCUGGAGUCAGCCUGGGAGCUGCACACCAACCGACAGUGUCUUGAAGUGGAGAACACGUGGAGGGACUUGAUGAAAACCGCUCUGGAGAACAUGAUUGUAGUUUUGAAGGAUGAAAACACGAUUUCACCGUAUGAAAUGUGCAGCAGCGGCCUUGUCCAGGCUCUGUUCACGGCCCUCAGCAAUAGCGCAGAACUGGAUGUGAAGCAUGACUGUAAGCCUUUAAUGGAGAGGAUCAAUGUCUUUAAGGCAGCUUUCAGCGAGAACGAAGAUAAUGAAAGCCGACCAGCUGUUGCCUUAGUCCGGAAACUGAUAGCUGUCCUGGAGUCGAUUGAACGUCUACCUCUGCAUCUUUACGACACCCCAGGAUCCUCGUACAACCUGCAGAUUUUGACGAGGCGGCUGCGAUUCCGUCUGGAGCGAGCGCCGGGGGAGACGGCUCUGAUCGACCGGACAGGUCGCAUGUUGAAGAUGGAACCUCUGGCUACCGUGGAGUCUCUGGAGCAGUACCUUCUGAAGAUGGUAGCAAAGCAGUGGUACGACUUUGAGCGCUCAUCGUUCGUUUUUGUGAGGAAACUGAGAGAAGGACAGAGCUUCAUAUUCAGACAUCAACACGACUUCGAUGAGAACGGCAUCAUCUACUGGGUUGGAACCAACGCCAAGACGGCCUAUGAGUGGGUGAAUCCCGCAGCUUAUGGCCUGGUGGUGGUGACCUCUUCAGAGGGGCGUAGCCUCCCGUACGGGCGGCUGGAGGACAUCCUGAGUCGAGAUAGCUCCGCCCUCAACUGCCACACCAACGAUGACAAGAACGCGUGGUUCGCUGUCGACCUCGGACUCUGGGUCAUUCCGUCGGCGUACACUCUGAGACAUGCGAGGGGUUAUGGUCGCUCUGCAUUGAGAAACUGGGUUUUUCAGGUGUCAAAGGAUGGUCAGAACUGGUCCACUCUCUACACCCAUAUAGAUGAUGGCAGUCUCAAUGAGCCAGGCUCGACUGCCACGUGGCCUCUGGACCCGUCCAAAGAUGAGAAGCAGGGCUGGAGACAUAUCAGGAUUAAACAGAUGGGGAAGAACGCCAGCGGUCAGACCCACUACCUGUCUCUGUCUGGACUCGAGCUGUACGGCACAGUCACUGCUGUUUGUGAGGACCAGUUAGGUAAAGCUGUGAAAGAGGCAGAGGCGAAUCUUCGUCGUCAGCGCCGUCUGUUCCGCUCCCAGGUCAUGAAGUACAUCGUGCCGGGGGCGCGGGUCGUGCGAGGGAUUGACUGGAAGUGGCGAGACCAGGACGGGAAUCCACCAGGAGAGGGCACGGUCACCGGGGAGGCUCACAACGGCUGGAUUGAUGUAACGUGGGAUGCUGGCGGCUCUAACUCUUACCGUAUGGGCGCUGAAGGGAAGUUUGACCUCAAGCUUGCUCCAGGGUACGACCCUGAGUCGGCUACCACAGCGCCAUCACCCAAACCUAUCUCAUCCACUGUUUCAGGUCCCGCCUCAUCCACGGUGGGACCCUCUGUGACACCAGCGGCCAUUGGCGGAACCACCACCACCACAACUUCCACCUCCUCGUCCUUCCAGCAGCCUUCCUGGAGCAGCCUAGUGAAAAAUAACUGUCCAGAUAAAGGCGGGGCCAGCUCCUCCAGCAGGAAAGGAAGCAGCAGCUCUGUCUGCAGCGUGGCUUCCUCCUCUGAUAUAAGUCUGAGCUCCUCUGUGGGGCUGGCUGGUGUAGGGGGUCUGCAGCUAGACAGGAGGGCUGAGGGGCUGCUUCUGGACCAUGGCAUUGGGGUGGGAGGAGUAACAGGAGGAGGGAUUGGCUGUGACGGACACCAGCCAGAGCCAAUCGUUGUGCUCUCUUCUGCAGCAGAAGGUGGAUCCGGUUCAGCGUCCAGCUCCAGCACGCUCACCGCCGACACAACUGCGACCGGAGACGAGCACCACUCCCCCACAACAGCUGACACCGACCCGGCGACGGCCAUCUCCAUGGGACUGGUGAGCGUGAGCUCUCCCGACGUCAGCUCAGUGUCCGAGUCGUCCAGUAAAGAUACGCACUCCCAGAGGCCUCUCUGCUCGGCGACGAACUCACGGCUGUCCGUCAGCUCCCUGCUGGCGGCCGGUGCCCCCAUGAGCUCCAGUGCCAGCGUGCCCAAUCUUUCAUCCCGGGAGGCCAGCCUGAUGGAGUCGUUCGUCCGCCGUGCGCCCCACAUGUCCCGCACCAACGCCACAAACAACAUGAACCUGAGCCGCAGCAGCAGCGACAACAACACCAACACUCUGGGCAGGAACGUCAUGAGCGCUGCUACUUCUCCUCUCAUGGGCGCUCAGAGCUUUCCUAAUCUCACCACCACCGGCACCACCUCCACCGUUACCAUGUCAACUUCCAUAGUAACCAGCGGCAAUAACGUAGCCACGGCAACCACAGGCCUGUCAGUGGGCCAGUUGCUAAGCAACACCCUGACAACCAGCCUGACAUCCACGUCCAGCGAGAGCGACACGGGACAGGAAGCUGAGUUUUCUCUCUAUGACUUCCUGGACAGUUGCCGUGCCAACACGCUGCUGGCAGAGCUAGAUGAUGAGGAGGACCUCCCAGAACCCGAUGACGACGACGACGAAAACGAAGAUGACAAUCAGGAGGACCAGGAGUACGAGGAAGUUUUGGAGGAGGAAGAGUAUGAGACUAAAGGAGGACGCAGGAGGACGUGGGACGAUGAUUUUGUCCUGAAGCGUCAGUUUUCUGCUUUGGUCCCUGCCUUUGACCCCCGACCAGGAAGAACGAACGUCCAGCAGACUACUGACCUGGAGAUCCCUGCACCAGGUUUAGGAGCGCCUCGAUCGGAGGUUCGGGAGGAAGUGGAGUGUGCUCCAUCGCCUCACCUCGCGCUCACUCUUAAGGUGGCGGGGCUGGGCACGACACGAGAGGUGGAGCUUCCCCUCUCCAACUUCAAGCUGACGAUCUUCUACUACGUUCAGCGGCUCCUGCAGCUCUCCUGCAGCGGAUCUGUGAAGACGGACAAGCUGCGCCGCAUUUGGGAGCCCACAUACACGAUAAUGUACCGGGAGCUGAAGGACUCCGAGAAAGAGAAGGACGGUGGAAAGACGGAAUUCGUGGAGCACAGCGGUUGGGUCGGGGGUCGCUCCGGCGGUCUGAGUCCGAGCUCAGCCAAUCAGAGCAAUGAGAUCCUGGGUUGGGCUAGGGAAGUAGCGCAGGCUAAAGCAGGCUGCAGCCAAAACGCAUGCGGGGUGGAAGAUGUCCUGCAGCUGCUGCGCAUCCUGUACAUCAUUGGAAGAGACUCGGUCUCUAAUCCACGCACCUUACAGGAAGAUGUUGAUGAGCUGCAGUUCAACGCAUCUUCAGAGGAGUUCACCAGCAAGAAGGUCACCACCAAGAUUCUCCAGCAGAUAGAGGAACCUUUGGCCGUUGCCAGCGGAGCUCUGCCUGACUGGUGUGAGCAGCUCACCUCCAAGUGUCCUUUCCUCAUCCCCUUUGAGACCAGACAGCUGUAUUUCACCUGCACUGCCUUUGGGGCCUCCAGGGCGAUUGUGUGGCUUCAGAACCGACGGGAGGCCACCAUGGAACGUUCCCGACCCUCCACCACAGUACGGCGGGACGACCCAGGAGACUUCAGGGUGGGUCGUCUGAAACACGAGCGGGUCAAAGUCCCCCGAGGGGAGUCCAUGAUGGAGUGGGCUGAGUCAGUCAUGCAGAUCCAUGCUGACAGGAAGUCCGUCCUGGAGGUGGAGUUUCAGGGAGAGGAAGGGACCGGUCUCGGUCCGACUCUGGAGUUUUACGCUCUGAUUGCUGCUGAGUUUCAGAGGACGUCUCUCGGUAUCUGGCUGUGCGACGACGACUUCCCCGACGACGAGUCGCGACAGGUGGACCUGGGUGGUGGUCUGAAGCCUCCAGGAUUUUACGUGCAGCGUUCUUGUGGACUGUUUCCUGCUCCGUUCCCCCAGGACAGCGAGGAGCUGGACCGAAUCACCAAGCUCUUCCACUUCCUGGGGGUCUUUUUAGCCAAGUGCAUCCAGGAUAACCGUCUGGUGGACCUGCCGGUCUCUCAGCCCUUCUUCAAGCUGCUCUGCAUGGGGGACAUUAAAUCCAACAUGAGCAAGCUGCUGUACCAGUCCCGCAGCUCGCUGCCGGGGCACGGACCCGAGCGGUCCCAUGUGCUAUCAGAGGUGCAGUCGGAAGCGUCCACAGAGGAGAGUCAGGAGACGUUCUCAGUGGGCAGCUUCGACGAGGACUCGAAGUCCGAGUUCAUCAUGGACCCUCCUAAACGUAAACCGCCCGCCUGGUACCACGGCAUCCUGACGUGGGACGACUUCCAGCUCGUCAACCCACACAGAGUCGGUUUCCUGAAGGAGGUGAAGGAACUGGCGCUGAAGAGGAGACAGAUCUUAUCCAGCAAGACUCUGUCUGAGGACGAGAAGAAUACGAGACUGCAGGACUUGAUGCUGAGGAACCCGCUGGGCUCCGGACCUCCCCUCAGCAUCGAGGAUCUGGGAUUAAACUUCCAGUUCUGUCCGUCGUCCAAAGUUCACGGUUUCUCUGCGGUGGAUCUCAAACCCAACGGAGACGACGAGAUGGUGACCAUGGAGAACGCCGAGGAGUACGUGGAGCUGAUGUUUGACUUCUGUAUGCACACUGGCAUCCAGAAACAGAUGGAGGCCUUCAAAGAGGGUUUUAAUCGCGUGUUUCCGAUGGAGAAGUUGAGCUCCUUCAGUCCUAAAGAAGUGCAGAUGAUCCUCUGUGGCAACCAAUCACCUUCCUGGAAUGCCGAUGACAUCAUCAGUUACACCGAACCAAAGCUUGGCUACACCAGAGACAGCCCCGGCUUUCAGCGCUUUGUUAGAGUUCUAUGUGGGAUGUCGUCUGAUGAAAGGAAAGCCUUCCUGCAGUUCACCACCGGCUGCUCCACGCUACCCCCCGGCGGCCUCGCCAACCUGCAUCCGCGCCUCACUAUCGUCAGAAAGGUGGACGCCACCGACUUGAGUUAUCCCUCUGUCAACACGUGUGUCCACUAUCUGAAGCUUCCCGAGUAUUCCUCCGAGGACAUCAUGAGGGAGCGUCUGUUAGCUGCCACCAUGGAGAAGGGCUUCCAUCUCAACUGACCUUCGACCUUUGCUGCUGUCACGCUGAGCAUGCGCCUCAAAAAUAGAAAUCAUCUGUCCGUGUUGCCGGGGCAACCAGCCAAGUGACUGAUAGACGGGCGGACGGACAGUCUGCUGGAUGGAGAGGUUCAGGUUGUGGAAACAUCUUCAGUCCUCGCUCCUGACACCCUCUCUGAUCCUGCAGGCUGGUGUGUGUCUGCGUGUGCGUGCGCGUCUGUUCGGUCCAGUGCCUGGUUCGACUUUUAGUUUUCCAUCAGUCGUGCUCGCUUUCGUUUUUCCUCCUCGACUUGUUUUCAGUUCGUCUUCAGUUACAUUUCACUUCUGCGUGUGCGACAGGUUUUCGGUUUGUUUCUGACCCGAUAGAAAGGUCAAAGUUCAAAGAGCUUUUUGUGUUUAAUUUCUGACGAGCUACAAAGACAUAAAAACAAAACACUGGUUGUGUGCGAUGCACAUUUAAAGAUGAGACAACAACAAAAAGCUCUGCUCUCCCUGUAUUUUCUUUGUAUAUUAUAAACAUUUAUUUAACUGAAGUUGCAGUUUGGGGUAAACAGAUAUUUUCAAAUGUGUAUGCUCCAAAAAAUAAUCAUUAAAAUGUUUGCAAAGUAUGAAGUAAA
This is a messenger RNA of Nematolebias whitei (Rio pearlfish), 8689 nucleotides long. It is a transcript of the gene hectd1, whose product is annotated as HECT domain containing 1. Gene Ontology annotation, cellular component: nuclear speck. Gene Ontology annotation, biological process: protein K63-linked ubiquitination; proteasome-mediated ubiquitin-dependent protein catabolic process; anatomical structure development. The transcript has 44 exons. Bases 384 to 8075 code for a protein of 2563 amino acids. The record is from RefSeq and is a predicted model, not a curated record. NCBI's taxonomy places the organism in Eukaryota, Metazoa, Chordata, Actinopteri, Cyprinodontiformes, Rivulidae. Gene Ontology annotation, molecular function: ubiquitin protein ligase activity; metal ion binding; protein binding.